UUAGGUUUCACCGCGGCAGCGGUCGUGGCAGCCCUCGUGUGAUCCCUCCUCGUGUGAAGACAGACGAGUGUAAAGACAAUCGACUCUACCUGCGCAACUCCACCGAGCAAGGACACCGACAGGGCACUUGAGUAUUGCUUUUCUCCUCUUUCUUUACUUUUUGUAUACCUUGUUCUCAAAUAUCUCUUACACUUGUAGUCACUAUGUGCUUUCAGAUCUCUACUAUCACUACUAACACUCGGAGAGCACGCUAUGUACGUCGCAGGAAGGCCUGUCUGACAAACCUACGGCCUGUCCCUCUGACCUCUACUACUACGCUUUCUAUUCCAGUUGGUCUCUGGAACUGCCAGUCUGCAGUUAACAAAGCAGACUUCAUUUCUUCUAUUGCUACUCAUUCCGGUCUCAACCUCAUGGCACUGACAGAGACUUGGAUCAAACCUGAAGAUACUGCCACCCCUGCAGCCCUCUCCACUAAUUUCACUUGUUCCCACACUCCUCGUACCACUGGGAGGGGUGGAGGUACGGGUCUCCUUAUAUCAAAAGAAUGGAAAUUUGAUCUUCAGCCAUCACCUACAGGUCAAUUGGGAAACUUCUUGGAGGAGUUGGAUGUGCUGCUAUCAAACUUUCCUGAAGAUGGUACUCCUCUGGUACUGCUUGGGGACUUCAACAUCCACCUAGAUAAGCCCCAGGCUGCUGACUUCAAAACUCUGCUCACCUCAUUUGAUCUCAAGCUAGUGCACAGCCGAAAGAUAAGAGGAUGCCAGGGAAAAAUUGGAAGUGACGCUCGUAGAGGCGAGGUUAAGCCUUGGCGUCAUGGAGAGCGUGUGGCUGAUCGAGCAGAGAGCAGCGGCCGUGAUGAAGCCUGGAGCUCUGUGGCGGUGUCUGGUGGAGAAGGAGCGAUCCUGGGGCUGGCAGAUUGGCUGGAGAAAUAA
Carassius carassius (crucian carp) is the source of this 932-nucleotide messenger RNA. RefSeq lists its product as uncharacterized. The transcript is spliced from 3 exons. The record is from RefSeq and is a predicted model, not a curated record. Bases 204 to 932 code for a protein of 242 amino acids. Lineage: Eukaryota; Metazoa; Chordata; Actinopteri; Cypriniformes; Cyprinidae. Gene Ontology annotation, molecular function: catalytic activity.